Melitaea cinxia (Glanville fritillary) is the source of this 886-nucleotide messenger RNA. RefSeq names its product cuticle protein 1-like (gene CPH4). The transcript is spliced from 2 exons. Lineage: Eukaryota; Metazoa; Arthropoda; Insecta; Lepidoptera; Nymphalidae. The record is from RefSeq and is a predicted model, not a curated record. The coding region runs from base 95 to 547 and encodes 150 amino acids.
GGAACUUUCAAUAAUAAUCGACGCGUAUAAAAGACCUAGCCGGCAGGAGUACAGCAUUCAGUAGCUCUCGAGUAGUCUGACAAAGAAGUUCACGAUGAGAUUUCUGAUCGCUUUCGUUGCCAUCCUGGGCUAUGCUUCGGCUAGCGCCAUCCUCGCCCCCCUCGUGUACGGCGCCAACCCCGGCGACGUCCAGGCCGCUGCCAUCGACGCGACCGUUGCCGCUCGGGACACCGUCCGCGCCAUCGGGGAGGGUCAGGCCCGCGCCGCUGAAGCCGUGAUCCAGCACAACACCGAGGCAGUCCGCCAGGUUGCCGAAACCAACCGCAACCUCCACGAGAACGCUUACUGGGGUAGUUUAGCCGCUUCCCAGAACUACGUCGCCGCCGCUCAAUCUCAGGCCGCCGCUCUUGAUGGAGCCGCCGCUGCCGCACGCGCCUCAUACGCCGCAGCCGGUUACCCAUACGCCGGACUGGCUUACGGUGCCGUGCCUUACGCUGGCCUCGCCGCCUACAACGCGUACGGCCUCCCCGCUCUCCGCGCUUGGUAAAUCACUUAAACAGCGAUGCACCGUUCGGGAGUGCUCUCGACGAUGUUUGAGGAAGCGUCCGAACGCGGCUAGCUGGCGAUGGGAACGUCUGCGUUUAACGCAGGCGUUGUCACCCCAGCUAGUUUUCCGAUAACCUCAUGAUAUCAAAGGAACCCGAUUGCUCAAUGGAAAAACAACAACGGUCUCAAAUUAACUCUCUUUGUACAUAAGCGAAUCUCAAGCCAUCACUGCCAAAGUGUAAAUAAACACAUUACAACAAAAUUGAAUCUGUUUCAUUAUCCGCAAACACUGGACUACUUCAUCCGGAAUAUUUCUAAAUAAAUUAAUGCGAACAUUUAA